CUCAGUGGGAUUAUGACCUUCAUUUUCUGCAUUGAACAGAGAUCCUGAGCGAGAAGUAUAAUAGAGGUGGAUAAGAAGUACCUGUAAUAUGACUAGGUUCAGUUAGUUUAUUUGUGUAACGUUUAUAUCAUACGAACUCUGUAUUCCACCCCAAGAAACAUGGUAUCUGGUCGAACGAGAAGCGAAGCUUUUUAAUACCGAUCUUUUGGGAUUCAAAAAAGAUUAUCGUGGAUAAAUUCUGGCUUUGCCACAGAUUUGACAUACUGACAGGAGUGGAAUGAUUGAGCAUCUGAUCAAAUAUAUCAAGAAAAAUGAUUAGAGAAACCAGAACAUUUCUUAUUUUUUUCUUAAUCACCGUAAGUCUCUCGGCUGUCCUGACAUCUGUAGCUUCAUCACCGGAGUUGAACCGUACGCUCGAUGGCACCGGCAUGGAGUCUGGAUCGGUUCCUGUUGUUAUUUCAAGGAUCACUCAAAUCAUAGCCAGAGAAGGAAACAAUGUCGUCAUAGACUGUAACGUUACCGGGGACCCCUUGCCACAUUUUCAGUGGUACAACUCGAACCGUAAAUUGUUGCACAUGGAUGAAGACGGAAAAUGGUUGAUUUUAGACAGUGGAGUGCUGAAUCUCACCAGUAUCACAUUCGACGACCGUGGCAAAUACACUUGCAUGGCUGCAAACAUCCAUGGCAGCGUGAACUACACAGUGACUCUGCGAGUGGUGUUCUCCAAAGGGGACAUGGGAAUCUACUACGUGGUGGUCUGCCUUGUAGCCUUCACCAUUGUCAUGAUUCUCAACAUCACCCGCCUGUGCAUGAUGAGCAGCCACCUGAAGAAGACCGAGAAAGCCAUCAACGAUUUCUUCCGAACUGAGGGUGCUGAGAAGCUCCAGAAGGCCUUUGAGAUCGCAAAGCGGAUUCCAAUCAUCACCUCAGCCAAGACCUUGGAGCUAGCCAAGGUGACGCAGUUCAAGACAAUGGAGUUUGCCCGCUACAUCGAGGAGCUGGCCAGGAGCAUCCCGCUGCCACCUCUCAUCAUGAACUGCAGGACCUUCAUGGAGGAGAUUCUGGAGGUGGUGGGCAUUGAAGACCAGCGUCACACCUUUGUCAAGCAGGCUCAGGAGGGAGAGGAUGAAGGUGGCAGGGGUGGUGGGGCGGAUGUUUACACCAUCCCUAAUGCUUUAAAACGCAGCGAUUCUCCUGCUGGGGACUCGGAUGAUGGUUCAUUGCAUGAACACCCGCAGCACAUCGCCAUCAAGGUGUCGGUGCACCCGUUGUCUGCCAAGGACAGCAUGUCUGAGAACUGCCUACAGAUGGACACCACAGAAGAUGAGACAGUACCAGGACCGGAGCCGGAACUGCCUACUGCUGAGUUAAAGCCAUCUGAGACGGAAACAGAAACGGAAACAGAAAUAAAUAGCCACGUAAUUUCCAAAAGCCAUGUAUAAUAUUUGAAAUCGAUAACAAAUAUCUAUGCAUUUACAAAAAUGUAAGGCAAAAACAGAUGGGGUUUUUCUAAAAGCCUGAGUAUGCUUUCCCUGCCCUUUAGGCUUGUAUGGUGAAUGUUAUAUAUAGAACUAUUUUAUUUCAAACAACAAAGCAUGUAAGUGUAUUUAUUGUGUUAUUUUCAACUGCCCAAAACUCACAAUUUUAAUUUUAUGUUUUUGCUUCGUGUAGCUAUUGCUUCAUGCUUUCAGAAUGAAUGACAUUUCUGUUUCCUUUCGUAUUUAAUUCAUUUUUUAGAGAACAGCUAUCCCGAACAUGUGUAGGAAAGCUGCUAGAGAGGUUUUACUAGAGCUGUAGUCUAGAGAUAAGUAACCUUUCCUUCAGGAACUUUCAUCUACUCUCUCUUUCUCUCUCUUUUGCAUUAUGUCUGGUUGAAGAUUCAUUGUUUGUAGAUAAUGCCCUUGAAGCAGCACUGUGAUAGUCAAAUAAAGUUACGUUUAUCAGUA
Molecule: messenger RNA, 1946 nt
Organism: Acipenser ruthenus (sterlet)
Lineage: Eukaryota; Metazoa; Chordata; Actinopteri; Acipenseriformes; Acipenseridae
Product: microfibrillar-associated protein 3-like
Exons: 3
Coding region: 312-1442 (376 amino acids)
Source: RefSeq, a predicted model, not a curated record